Cataglyphis hispanica is the source of this 1064-nucleotide messenger RNA. RefSeq names its product coiled-coil domain-containing protein 12. The coding region runs from base 291 to 734 and encodes 147 amino acids. The transcript has 3 exons. The record is from RefSeq and is a predicted model, not a curated record. Gene Ontology annotation, cellular component: post-mRNA release spliceosomal complex; U2-type spliceosomal complex. NCBI's taxonomy places the organism in Eukaryota, Metazoa, Arthropoda, Insecta, Hymenoptera, Formicidae.
AAUAAAAAUAAAGACUUGAAGUCGACAACUCCAUAAUACGGAUUUUUGACUGUAAUUUCAAGGAAUCUCUAUGAUAAAACUCCUAUUAACCGACGAUUAAUUUGACUGACAAAAUCGUCAACAGAAAGUUUUUAACUUUAUAAUUCGUACCUUAUUUAAUCCUUCUUUCUAUGUAUCGGACAAUUAAUAAUUAUAUCCAUAUUAAUCAAAUAUUGUGUAAUACUAGGUAUUACAUUGAUAAGUUAAUCGGUGAUUAAAUUAAUCAGAGUUUGAUUGAAGUGACUUUAAAAAUGUCAGAAGAGAAAAUUGGUUCAUUGGAAGAGGAGGCUCUGAAAAGAAAAGAACGGCUUCAGGCGCUCAAAAGAAAAAAUGAAGAAAGUGAGGAAAAUAAGAAAAACACAAACGAAAUAUUGCCAAAGCCAAAAUUUCGGAGUUACAAGCCACAAGAUGAAAAUUUGAAGAAUAAUAUGUUAGAGGAUGCGAAACCUGGAGAUGUAGAAGCCGUGGUUCGUGAACAAUUAGAUGCUGCGAGUAGCAAAGUUGUUAUCGAGGAACUAGACAUCAGUAAUUUAGCACCAAGAAAACCUGAUUGGGAUUUAAAGCGAGAUAUAGCUAAAAAAUUAGAAAUAUUAGAGAGGAGAACACAGAAAGCAAUAGCGGAAGAAGUAAGGGCGCGUCUCAAACAAGGCCAACAAAAUUUAGCAAUUUAUGUCAAUGAAACUAAUAAAGAAUAGAAGCUUUGUUAUCAGUAAUAUAUAGAUUUUAAUAAAUUAUAUAACUAUUUUUUUAUAGAACAUAACAUUAUCAAUAAUAAUUUUUACUUGUGUUUUCUUAUUAUCUCUCAUAUAAUAUGUUACAUUAUAUUAUAUUACACAAGACGAAACUUGUCACAAAUUAAAUUAAAUAUUCCUUUGACUUCAUACAGAGAAUGAUGCAAGUUAAAAUUUUCAACUUAAAUACAAUACUUGUACUUUUUACUUUAUCAUCAUUUGUGCAAAAAGAAUUAUACUACUCUGUAUGUAUAAAAUACAGUUUUAGUUAUUGAUACAUAUUAUCUUGAAUAA